This is a messenger RNA of Musa acuminata AAA Group (dessert banana), 1589 nucleotides long. RefSeq names its product proline dehydrogenase 1, mitochondrial-like. Gene Ontology annotation, cellular component: mitochondrion. The coding region runs from base 31 to 1476 and encodes 481 amino acids. NCBI's taxonomy places the organism in Eukaryota, Viridiplantae, Streptophyta, Magnoliopsida, Zingiberales, Musaceae. The record is from RefSeq and is a predicted model, not a curated record. The transcript has 3 exons. Gene Ontology annotation, molecular function: FAD binding; proline dehydrogenase activity.
AUAAACCAUACCUUGAGAAGCCGCCCGCAAAUGGCAAUGGCUACCAACAUUUGUGCCAGAAUCCCCGCAUCCCUCCUUGCCCGAUCUCUCUCCACCGCCUCCUCCCUCACCGAGAAGCUCCCGGAGGCUCCGUCGAACCCGGUCAUCGACCUCUCCGACACCCAGCGCCUCUUCGCCUCCGUCCCCACCGCCUCCCUCCUCCACUCCCUCGCUAACCUAUCCGCCAUGGCCGCCGGCUCCCUUGUCGACGUGGGCGUCGCGGUUCUGCGAGCCGCCUUGGCGUCGGAGGGGAAGCUCCUCCGGGCCGCCGCCAUCGGGGCCGCAAGGGCGACGGUGCACCGCCACUUCUGCGCCGGCGAGGGGUUCGAGGACGCGGGCCGCACCGUCACGGGGAUGUGGGAGGAGCAGCGGCUGCGCUCGAUCCUGGACUACGGUAUGGAGGACGCCGAGGACGGCGCAGCCUGCGCCCGCAACCUUGCCGGCUUCCUGCGGACGGUCGAGAUGGCGUCGUCGCUCCCGCCCUCCUCCGCAAGUGUAUGCGUAAAGAUCACAGCAAUUUGCCCCAUCUCGUUGCUGGAGAGAGUCAGUGAUCUGCUAAGGUGGGAGCAACAAGACCCUACUCUGCAACUUCCAUGGAAGACCAAUUCGAUUCCUGUUCUUUGCGACUCCAGCCCCCUUUACCUCACACGUUCAGCGCCAGAUCCUCUAACUGAGAUGGAAGAGUGCGACCUCCAAUUGGCCUCGCAGAGGCUGUCCAAGAUCUGCGAACGAUGCACAGAAGCCAACAUCCCGCUGCUGAUCGACGCAGAGUACACCUCGGUGCAGCCCGCGAUUGAUUACUUCACGUAUGCAGCAGCGGUACGAUUCAAUCAUGGCGACCACCCUAUCGUCUUCGGAACUAUCCAGGCUUACCUGAGGGACUCCAAGGAGAGGAUGGUGAACGCCGUCCGAGCUGCGGAGCGAGAGGGGGUUUCUUUGGGGAUCAAGCUAGUGAGAGGGGCUUAUAUGACAAGAGAGACCAAGUUGGCAUCAUCCUUGGGCGCGCCGUCGCCUGUUCAUCGGAGCAUCCAAGAAACGCACGAUUGCUUUAAUAGUUGUUCUUCCUUCAUGCUCGAAAAGGUCAGCAGGAGAUCCGGUGCAGUCGUCCUUGCCACCCACAAUGUUCAAUCCGGACAACUUGCUGCAAAAAAGGCAAUGGAAUUGGGAAUUGGAAGGGAUGACCACAAACUGCAGUUUGCGCAGCUCAUGGGAAUGGCAGAUGGGCUCACACAUGGACUCAGGAAUGCUGGUUUCCAAGUGAGCAAGUACGUGCCAUUUGGGCCAGUGGAGCAGGUCAUGCCUUACCUCCUCAGGAGAGCCGAAGAGAACCGAGGACUCCUUUGCACCUCCACAGUCGACAGACAGCUCAAAAGGUUUAUGAUCUCAAGUCAUUGCACAACCUUAUCGCAUUUACUUUGUCCAGCUUCAAGCUUGUAAAACAUCACAUUGCCAUGUUUUCUCCAGGAAGGAGAUGUUCAGAAGACUUGCUACUGCAGUUGCUUGGAGGACUUAAUAUCUCACUCAAAUCAACAUUCUCAGAGUUCAAACAG